Molecule: messenger RNA, 330 nt
Organism: Hemisphaericaspora subhashii
Lineage: Eukaryota; Fungi; Ascomycota; Pichiomycetes; Serinales; Debaryomycetaceae
Exons: 1
Coding region: 1-330 (109 amino acids)
Source: RefSeq, a predicted model, not a curated record
AUGUUUCAACAUCAUGUUGAUCCAUUUGAAUUGACUGAUAAGUUUCUAUGCUUCUUUAUUGUUGACCCUCAUAAUCCAAGAGCAGUCCCUACUGAUCGGGUACCUCCUCACCAAUUGGAAUGGUGGAACGACAAAGACUUAGAUUACCUAUUUCCUAACGAUUCGAAAGAGAAGAUCAAGAAUUUCAAGGAAGGGUUGGUUUGGCCAAUAACAUUCAAAUUGGUGGCUGGUACAAGAUGCCAACUUAGGUACGAACGAUGGCUUAUGCAAGACGAGGAAGAACAUGACGGUAAUGCCUUUACCAGAACAUUCUCAUUGUGUGAGCAUUAG